This is a messenger RNA of Fusarium oxysporum Fo47, 14130 nucleotides long. RefSeq names its product ferrirhodin synthetase. The record is from RefSeq and is a predicted model, not a curated record. NCBI's taxonomy places the organism in Eukaryota, Fungi, Ascomycota, Sordariomycetes, Hypocreales, Nectriaceae. The coding region runs from base 1 to 14130 and encodes 4709 amino acids. Gene Ontology annotation, cellular component: cytoplasm. Gene Ontology annotation, biological process: secondary metabolite biosynthetic process; amino acid activation for nonribosomal peptide biosynthetic process. The transcript is spliced from 2 exons. Gene Ontology annotation, molecular function: phosphopantetheine binding; catalytic activity.
AUGACACCAAUUAUACCCGAUGAACAGCUUGUCGGGGCACCUCCAGCCACGAAGGUGCCAUCACUCGACACUGCUGAUCACUAUUUGGCUUCCUCUGCGAAACAAGUCAGGGGUUUCGCACCGGUAAUAGACAUCCCAUGCUCUAUUGAUGGUUCCAACGAGAAAGUCCUCAUCAAGACCUAUGCUCGAUUUGUGUCGGGCUUGACUGGUGCAGAAGAGGUGGCUUUCAUCCUUGUCCGCGAUUCAGGUCCCGACCCAUCAUUGGCCUCCAUGGUAGUUGUCUCGGCCGUGAUUCAUUGGAGCACUGAGCAUGAGGAUGAAGCCAUCUCGGUAAGCUGGGAUGAGUUGGAUAUGUCGUGUUGCCAUGAAAAUGAGAUCCAAUUCGCUCUGGACUUGCGCAAAUCCAGCUCCGGUGACAAUUUUGUGCUGGAAAGACAAGAUUUGUUUGUUCUGUGUAUUGGACCAAGCGCAGUAGCAAACAAAGCUGUAGCUAAUAUCUCCUACCCUUCUCAACACAUUCCUGAACCGGCGGCUGCGCAACUGCUCAAGAUUUUCAUUUCGCAAAUUGUUUCUGGUGUUGAAUCUCUUCAUGAAAUUGGUCCCGAGCUUUCUCUUGUCAAUCACCCCCCUGUGCUGGAACCCCCUGUUCAAUUCAGCAGUAACUGGGAUAUCGCCACCUCGGCGACUCAUCUCCAUACUGGCUUUGAGCAUUGGGCUUCCGCAGCUCCAAACUCCCCCGCCUUGGAUUUCUUCUCGUCUCUCUCAACCAAAGGAAAUCCCACUCGACAUCAGGUCUUGAGUUAUGGGAUGCUCAAUUCUGCGGCCAAUCAUGUAGCUUCCCUCCUGCUUAAACUCGUAUCUCACGACACAAUUGCAGCGGGUCGAUGCAUUCUCCCAGUCUACAUGUCAACCUCUCCCGAGCUUUAUAUCUCUUACCUUGCCAUUCUCAAAGCUGGUCUUGCAUUCUCCCCGCUGCCCAUGGAUGCUCCUCUUGAACGGAUACGCGAGCUCAUUCAGGACAUUAUGCCUCCUGUUGUGCUCGGUAUCGGUGGAAAGCCAGAUGAAUGGGCCAGCCAAAGUAUCCAGACUACUUGGAUUGAUGUCACGGAGAUAUCUAGAUGGAAAACCCUGUCAAACCAAGACAUGUCUGGUGAAGAUUCAGAAUGCAGCUUCCAGCCACAACCUAUUGCCAAUAGUGCGUUGGCUUAUUUGCUUUUCACUAGCGGAUCAACCGGAAGACCUAAGGGAGUCCAAAUUUCUCAUUUGGCAGCCACUUGCUCGAUCGCGUCCCACUCAACAGCCAUUGCUCUUCCAGAUCGGAACGAUGGCCGUUUCCGCUGGUUUCAGUUUGCAGCACCAACCUUUGAUCCUUCCAUUAUGGAAAUAUUUGUCACCUUGAGCAACGGAGGAACGCUAUGCGCCGCACCACGGGACCUGACGUUAACAGACCUGGAAGGGACAAUCAACGAAGCUCAGGCAACCAUUAUGAUGGCCACUCCCAGCUUAGCUGCAUUGUUACGGCCAUCUCGCCUUCAGACGCUGAGAUCCCUUUGGUGUAUGGGUGAAAGGCUCAAUCGAACGGUGAUUGAGAACUUUGGCAUGCGAUCACCAGAUACCCCGUACACGCUAGCCAAUUUUUACGGACCCACUGAAGCUGCCAUCAACUGCACGGUUCUGGCGCCAGUUGGAUACUUAGUUCGGGGAUCAAUCAUCGGUGAAGCCAUUCCAACGUGUUCCUUGUUUGUACUGGACCAUAAGAGCCAAGUACCUAAGGUGAUCCCGACUGGAUUUGUCGGAGAGCUUGCCAUAGGCGGCCCACAAGUUAGCAAGGGGUACAUGCACCGACCUGAAGAGACGGCCAAGGCCUAUGUCUCAAGUGCAGAGUAUGGUCGACUGUAUCGAACUGGUGAUAUGGCGCGGAUUGUUUGGGAAAAGUCUGGCCGCCAGCUUAUCGAGUUCCUUGGGCGAAUCAGCUUGGAUCAAGUCAAACUGAGUGGACGUCGUGUCGAGCUAGGCGAGAUUGAGUCGGUACUAUCCACUGUGCCUGGAGUGAUUGAGCUAGUUGCUGCAAUCACCAAAGUGAGCGAUGCCCGAGAAGGAAGUGAGCAGAUUGUUGCCUGCAUCGUGGCGAAUAUGCAGUCAUCAGAUGAAAGACAGAGACUUGUUGACACUUGCUGCCACAACAGCGACAAGUUCUUGCCCGCCUACAUGCGACCCUCGAGAUACAUCUUCCUAGACAGUCUGCCGCGAUCCAGCUCUGGUAAAGUCGAUCGCAAGAAAGUCCACUCUGAGAUACUGGCAUCAGGCAUAGAUCAAUCGUUCAGUUAUUCAAGUGAGACUCACUGUCUACCAACCACCAUGGACGAGCUGGAUCCCCACUGCGACUCUUUGCAGAGCUCGACUCAGAGUCUUCUCAUGGCAGCGAUUGGCGAGGCCGUCGGCGAACCAAGCUCUGCCAUCAGCCUAGAGACGUCACUUGCAUCGGUUGGACUGGACAGUCUUGGAGCUGUGCGUCUUCUCCAGAAAUUGAGAGAUCACUCCAUCAACGGGCUGGAAGUAGGAGACGUCCUCCAAUCUGGCACUAUCAAAGGGUUGGUAGCCAAGGUUGCGCUCGCCUCUCAACCCCGAGACUUGGACUCUAAGAGCGUUGUGUAUGAAUCGCAACUUCAGAAGGUUCUUGGCUCUUUCGCUGAAAGAAACUUAUCAGGUUGCGCCGAGCGACUUGGAGUCCGCGAGGGCCAAAUUCAGACGGUGCUACCAACUACAGCGACUCAGUCAGGAAUGCUCGCCAGCUUCCUGCGAAGCUCAAACAAGACAAUUGGUUCAACUCCGGCUUAUGUUUACCAUUCAGUCAUGCCAAUUCGUGACGGCAUAGACAUCGGAGAGUUGAAACAAGCCUGGGACACCGUAAUGAGUAGCUACGACUCUUUCAGGACAGUUUUCUGCCAUCUGGAUGAUGACAUGUCUCCUUUUGCUCAGUGCAUCCUCAAGCCGAGGGAUGACUUUGUCAAACCUGCCUGGAGCACAUAUAGCGUUGGUUUGGGAAACCGCGAUUAUCAUGCCACUGUUGAGCGGGCCUGUCGAAACGCCGAAACCCAAAUCGAUAUUGGCAUGAAUGCCUCGCAUAUAUCUCUCGUCUCAUCUGAGACCCAGUCCACUGUUGUACUGAGCAUGUUUCAUGGUAUCUUUGAUGGUGGCUCUCUGCAGAUACUCUUGCAAGAUGUCACCGAGGCUUACGCAAGCAGGCCUGUGCCAGAGCGCACGUCGUUGGAACACAUUGUACAUCAUCACUACUCGGCUGAUUCCGAGGCCACUGCGCGGUUCUGGAAUAAGCAUCUAGAAGGUCACUCUCCAGUCGCGUUCCCAUCACUUACUCCAUGUCGUCCAUCCUCAAGCCCGAAGACAUAUAUGGUCGAGGUCAACUCUCAUUUCGGGUGCAGGGAGCUAAAGGCAGCAUGCAAGAGCAUGGGUGUGACGCCUCUGUCUGUCCUCCAAGCGGCAUGGGCUUCCAUAAUGCUGGGAUAUUCUGGAACACCAGAACAAGAUAUCGUGAUUGGAAGUGUAGUGUCCGGGAGACUGGAUCCUCGGACUGAGAACUGUAUCGGCCCUACAUUCACCACCAUCCCCAUCCGCCUCAAACUAGACGACGGCAAAUCCGAAUGGACCAACCGCUCCGUCGCAGAGUCUCUCGUAUCAUCCAAUGCUGCAGCCUUGUCCCAUCUUCAACCUCGCCUUGGCUCGGUAGUCACAACAGACGGUCGGCUUCCUUACGACACACUCCUGGCUUACCAGGACUUCAACGUCGGGUCUGCAUCUGAGGGGCUCUGGACCUCGAUUCAUCAUCCUCCCAUGGCAAAUGACUUCAAAGUCAUGGUGGAAGCUUGGCCGGGAUGUGACUCGCGGCUAGUACUAAGGGCUACUUUCAAUGACGAAUGCAUGCAUUGUGAUGCUGCUGAGCUGAUGCUUCGUGAGAUGAGCCUCAUUAUCUCUCGCAUUCUCGAGCAACCGGACGAGAGCUUCCUAGGAAACUGCUUUAUGAGUGAUUCGUCUCUACGGUCCUGCAUCGAUCCAGCUGAGUCUCGGGACCUUGCGCCAGAUACCCUCAUUCACUCUCAGUUUGAAGCUCAUGCAAAGUCUAACCCUGAUAACCAUGCUCUGGUUUUUAGAGGAAACCUACUUGACGAAGGCAGCCCAGCUAACGUCUGCUGGACUUAUGCGGAGCUCAAUGCGAAAGCUCAGUCCCUUGCAGACUAUAUGGUAUCUAUCUUGGGACCAUUGACAGGGACUAUUGUUCCUAUCCAUAUCGAGAAGAGCCCAGCGCUAUACGUGGCCAUCUUGGGUACUCUGAAGGCUGGUGGUGCUUGGUGCCCUGUCGAUGUGUUUUCCCCGGCCCAGCGUCGCCACGAGCUCAUUGUUCGAACUGAAGGACGGCUCGUGCUAAUUUCGUCUGUUGACUCGAUUCGAAUGGAGGAGGCUCUACCCAACGGCGUUAUACCCAUCGAUGUGUUCCCUUUCACGCGAGGAUCUGAGCGCGAUAUGAAUGCCCGAGCUAGUGACGCACCCAUCACUGAUCCCACUAAUAUGGCGUAUAUGAUCUGGACGAGUGGUACCACUGGUGCUCCGAAGGGUGUACCUAUCAACCAUUCGUCUGCUUAUACGAGUAUCAAUGCUCUGAUUGAAGCUAUUCCCGGAACGCGAGAUGGACAGCCCGUGCGAUGCCUCCAAUUCUCACAACCUACAUUCGACGUCUCCAUCCAGGACUUGUUUUUCACAUGGAGCUCAGGCGGAGUGUUGAUUUCUGCGCCCCGAGCGGUGAUGCUUGGUUCAUUCGUGGAACUCGCCAACGUAACCGGCGCGACUCAUGCUCAUCUUACCCCUACGUUCUCGGCUGGCCUUCAGAGAAGCAGUUUCCAGACUCUACAGACAAUCACCAUGAUUGGCGAGAAGCUUCCGCAGCCCGUCGCUGAUGAUUGGGGACAGAACAUGAGGGCUUUCAACACAUAUGGUCCGGCCGAGGCAACGAUUGUUUCUACCCUUCGCGAGUUUGGGAACGAGCACAAGAACAUCAAGAGCGGAAACAUUGGCUGGCCCUUGAAGUCGGUUUCCGUAUUCGUAACCCGCGACAAGAAGUUCGUUAUGAAGCAUGCUGUCGGAGAGUUGGCACUAGGUGGUCCCCAGCUGUCUCCUGGGUAUUUGAAACAGCCCGAGACAAACAAGGAAAAGUACGUGUGGAAUGAGGAAGCAAACGAUACUCUCUACUAUACGGGAGAUCUUGUUCGCAUGCUUUCGGAUGGUUCGCUAGAAUACAUCAGUCGAACAGAUGACCUUGUCAAACUUGGCGGCAUUCGUGUUGAGCUUAGUGAGAUUAGCUUCUCUCUACGCCAGUGCCACCCUUUAGCCGAAUCCAUUGAAACCAUGGUCCUCAAUCGUCCUGACCGACCGAAUGACGCCGUUGUAGCUUUCAUCGCUGCACUACAAGCUGUCCAGACUGGCGAUGCAGUACCGACCAUCCUCUUGAACGACACUGCGAUUGGAAUCGCUCGCGCGGCAAUCAGGGAGGCAUCUAUCACUCUACCAGAUCAUAUGAAGCCGUCUACUUUCAUUGUUGUUCCGAGCAUCCCAAAAACGCAGUCAGCCAAGGCAGAUCGACGCGCCCUUCAGGCUCUGUAUGUUGGCUUGGACGUGGACCGCUGGGAGAAAGCUUGCAAUGUUCGGGAAGAGAAUCCCGAAAAGCCAACUGAUAAGAUUGAUCAUGAAGUGAAGGAUAUUGUCAUUCGGAACAUUUCACUGCUGUCCAAUAUCUCGUCGGCCUCUUUUACCGAGUCGAGCAGGCUUCGCAGUUUGGGCAUCGACUCCAUCAGAGCUAUACGUCUCGUCUCACGCUUGAACGAAGCUGGAUACAGCCUCCCCGUCGUGGACGUCCUUCAAUGCGAAACUGUCAGAGAUCUGGUACUAGUGGCUAGUUCAUGGUCCAAAGCUUCACAGGCAAGAAACCUGCUUGAUCUCGAGCAAUUCAAUCGGGAAUGGCAACGAGAAGUAUCGGCCUUGAUACCAGGGAGCUUCUUCGUCUGCCCCACAAGGGCAAUUCAAGAAAGCUUUCUUGGUGAAACACUGACUACUUCUGAGAUGUAUUGGAGCCAUCAUUCCUUCAGUCUUCACUCAGAUGUCGACAUUAGCAAACUCAAGCAGGCAUGGGCAACUGUCUGUCGGGGAAAUGAGGCUCUUAGGACCUGUUUUAUUCCAGUUGCCGCCCUUCAGAAGCCUAUCCUUGGUUGCAAAAAUCAUUCCGGUAUCCUCCAGGUUAUUUUAGAGCAACAUGAAGUCGACUGGGACUAUAUUGAAUGCAAAAGCAAGAGCUAUCAACAGAACUUGCAUCGAAGAAUUGUCGCACUCCAGGACCGACAUCAGUCAAGCUACUUCCAGCAUCCACCGUGGGCCAUCACGAUCAUGGACGAUUGUCAGGAGAGAACUAUGAUAUUUUCUAUUCAUCAUGUCUUGUAUGACGGCACGUCGCUUGGAUACAUCAUGAAUGAUGUCUGCUGUGCAUACGGCGCUGAUGCACCCAACAGACCUCAACUCCGGAAUGCUCUCUCCCUCCUACUCCCAAGCAAGAAAGCGUCUCUCGAUGCGCAGGAAUUCUGGGAACAGGAACUUUCCGAUUAUGCCGACUUUGAUCUACCUUCAUGGCCGGACCUCACUGGAGAGAGAACUAGUCCCGAGCGGGGCAAGAUUCGCAGAUUCAUCACGGAGACAGUUCCAUUGUCGGUUCCCACCGCUCAACUCGAGGACAAGACUGCUAAACUCGGUGUCUCAUCCGUUGCAUCUGUUGUGCGGGCAGCCUUUGGACAUGUGCUAUUGAGUUACCUGGGAAGCUCCGGUGUAGUAUUUGCAGAGACACUAUCGGAUCGUGUGUUGGAUGCAGAUGUCGAUCGUACCAUAGGACCUUUCAUUUCAGUCUUGCCCAUGCCCUUCAACUCAAAGGGCACAGUGAGGGAGGUUCUAGCAGAACAGCAUCACUUGUCAACGAAGGCCAAGAAGCAUCGUCAUAUCCACGCACAAGUCAUCCGCAAGCUCUUGAAGAAAGAAAGAGGGGAGUCUCUGUACCCCGGUGUAUUUACAUUCCAUGCCACCAACGAAGUAGAUCUCAUGGCUGCCUCAGCUGGAACUAUCUGGGAUGCCAAGGUAGAUGACUUUGGGCUGUCUGUUGAGCACCCCAUGGCUUUGAACGUGUUCCGGGAACCCGAUGGUACGGUUAUCCUUGAAGCAUCGUCCUUGAACACCAUUAUGGGUUCGAAGCAAUUGGCCAUCUUCACCCGCCAGAUCGAUGCCCUUGUUGGCGCAAUGCUCUACAACCCGGAUGUGCCUCUCAAAUCUCUUCCUAGUUACAUCGAAAAGGGCCUGUUGUCAAUCUCGGCCCCUAGCCCAAGCGAUGCCGUGAAGGAGUCAGCAAACAUGAGUCCAGUACAUUGGGUUGAGAUUAUCGCUGGACAGCAUCCUGAGUGGACAGCAGUUGAGGAGACAUUGUCAAUUACAGCAGCCGGAGUUAAGCAGCUUUCGAUGAGCUACGGUGAGCUAAACGCUUCUGCAAAUCGAGUUGCAGUUUAUCUUAACCACUGUGGGAUCAAAAACCGGACGGUUGCUCUGUGCUCUCAACGAAACCUUGCCUCCUACCCUGUACUAGUUGGAAUCAUGAAAUCUGGCAACUCUUACCUUCCUAUCGACGAAGGACUUCCAGAUGAUCGCAAAGCAUUUCUGAUCGAGGAUGGUGAUGCUUCUAUCUUGUUCACUGAGACGGCUUUUGCUUCCACCUUUCAGGGCGCACCGAGCCAAUGCCGAAUCGUAUGCAUUGAUGAGCCAUCAGUCCAACAAGAGUUUCUUGCUUUCUCGUCCGAGAACAGAACCUAUGUUGCCAACCCUGAAGAUACUGCAUACAUUCUUUACACUUCUGGAUCGACCGGAAAGCCCAAGGGUGUAAUGAUUUCUCGAGCCAAUCUGUCUUCUUUCAUCGAGUCUCUUUCCGAGUUCGUCUGCCGGAUUGCGCCAGCUACUCUCGAGCUGGGUGGCAAGGGACGCUGGUUAGGCCAGGCCAGCCGAGCCUUUGAUCCCCAUAUAGCUGAGAUGUUCUUCCCAUGGCGCCACGGCAUGGCAACAUCUACUGGUGCACGGCCACUGCUGAUGGACGACCUGAGAUUGACGCUUGACAAGUUGGAGAUCACCCAUGCUGGUUUCGUUCCGUCCCUGCUCGAUCAGGCCGAUAUCCGCCCGGAACAUUGCCCAAGUCUUAGACUCCUGAGUGUCGGGGGAGAAAAGAUCUCCCAGAGAGUCUUGGAUACAUGGGGCUCUUCAAGUCAAGUGGCAAUCAUGAAUGCUUACGGGCCUACUGAGCUGACGAUUGGAUGUUCAUUUGCACCGGUCCAUAAACACACCACCCUGCGCAACAUUGGACUUCCUUUGACUUCAUGUGUUUGUCAUGUUCUUCUUCCCGAUACCCCCGACUAUGCUCUCCGUGGGCAGACAGGUGAGCUUUGCUUCACCGGAGAUCUUGUUGGGAAAGGAUAUUUGAAUAGACCCGAUGCCAAAGGGUUUGUUAUAGGGCCUGACCAAAAGAAAAUGUACCGGACUGGUGAUGUCGGAAGAAUAAUGGCAGAUGGCAGCAUUGAGUACCUUGGGCGUGGUGAUGAUCAGACCAAGAUUCGUGGCCAACGGCUCGAGUUGGGCGAAGUCUCCGAGGUUCUGAGGACGUCUUCCAGAGCCUCGAUCGACGUCGUCACUUUUAUUGCGAAACACCCUGGCCUUGCGCGCCAGCAGCUUGUCUCCUUCAUCGCACGCCUGGGAUCUCAGAGAUGUAACGCAAAGGAUCCCAUCUCCAUCAUCCCAGCUGACAUCAGCACAUUAUGCAAGGAUCUCCAAGACACCUGUCGCCAGAAGUUGCCCAGUUACAUGGUGCCGGAAAUUGUACUUCCUGUAAACCGCAUACCCUUCGCUGCCAUGUCGGACAAGGUAAACAGCAAGCUACUGCAAGAGCUGUUCGCAAGUCUCCCCUUGUCCGACGUUUUCUGUGGAAACGAGGCGGCGCACGAUGGUCUGAACAAGGACAGAGAAUUGACAGCAGAAGAAGAGGCUGUCGCUGAUGCCAUCUACCAAACACUUGCAAUCGACCGGUCCGUGAUCUACCCACAAACCAACAUCUUCGAGAUUGGCAUCGACAGCUUAAGUGCAAUCAAUCUCUCUGUCCGCCUUCGACAUAUUGGCUUAUCCGCUUCCGUGGCACUUGUUAUGAGCAACCCUGUUGUGGAACAACUCGCUCGCCUUCCAUGGACCUCAAACCCACCGUCAGAAGUAGUUUCAUCUUCAGAAGUGCAGAGUAGACUCUCAAAUCUGGAAUCCCAGUUCUUGGAAAGUCAAACACCCAACAUGAAUGAGUUACCCGUGGCAUCCGUGAGACCUUGUUUGCCCCUUCAAGAGGGUCUUUUGGCUCGAUCCAUGAAUAGCAAUUCAGGUCUCUACGUCAACCAUAUCGUGUUGAAGAUGAACCCUUCUGCUGAUCCAGUCCGUCUCCAAAACGCAUGGCAGGAUACUGUCAAGGAAACUGAAAUAUUGAGAACGGUUUUUGUUCCAUUACAGUCAGAGAUUGUACAGGUCGUACUUGAGCCUAACUACAGCGGCGACUGGACUGAGAGUCAAUACGAUGACCUGGAGGUGGCCAUGGCAGACUUCCAGGAUCGCCAGAACGCAAUUGGUUGGGAUAUUACGAACAACAUGAUGUCUAUUCCACCUCUUCGCAUCCAGCACGCAGUUACCACGGUUUCAAGGCAACCACUUGCGUUAUUUAUCUCGCUACAUCACGGUCUCUAUGACGGCGUAUCACUUAGUAUGUUGCUCCAAGACUUUGCCGCGCGAUAUCUACCAGAUAUGGCGCCGCCUGAGCGAGGAUCACCUGAGGCCUUCAUCAAGCAUGUCUAUUCCCAGAAUAUCGAAAAGUCCGAGUCGUACUGGCGUCAGACACUUGCUGGUUGCAGACCAACGAUUUUCAAGAAACCCGUAUCAGACUCUACUCGGCAUGUCCACUCCACGAUGUUGUCGCCAUCUCUCCCUGAGCUCGAGAGCUGCGCGGCCCGCUUGAAAUCCACACUAUCUUCACUAGCUCAGACGGUCUUUGCUCUGACUUUGGCCGAUGCAGUAAGCGCAUCUGAUGUGACCUACGGUGUUGUACUUUCUGGAAGGGUGGUACCAGUCGCAGGAGCAAACUCUGUUCUUCUACCAUGCAUUGCCACUAUCCCUGCCCGACUCAACAUGGAAAACCUAUCUUCCGUGGAAGAUGUUGUAAAACAUGUGCACAAGGGUAAUGCUGAGGCCCUAGAUUAUCAACAUACAUCUCUGCGACAUAUCCAGCGGUGGAUCAAGGCAGAGGGCCCCAUCUUUGACUGCCUCUUCUCGUUCACCAAAUCUGCCCCGGGUCAGAGUCAUGGGUUAUGGGAAGAGAUGGAAAGCAACAUGCCUUCAGAGUAUCCUCUUGCCCUAGAGAUGGAGGCGGAUGAGAAGAACAAGCGCGUUCUCCUGACAUGUGGUUUCACAUCAUCUUUUGGCCAGACAGAGGAUGCCCAAGAUAUUAUGGAAAAGGCGAACUUGAUUCUAUCCGCCUUGGUAUCGAAUCCAUCUAUUUCCCUUAAUUCUCUCAAUCUUUCUUGGUCAAGUGCUACUGCCAUAACGGAAAUCAAGAAAGACUGGGAGGUUCGUCCGUGGUCGAACCUAGAGGUUAAGAUUUGCGAUCUUGUCAAGCGUUUCUGUGGUCUGGAAGGCCAGCAGAUAUCGAGGAACGCAUCAUUUUUGAGUCUUGGACUGGAUUCCGUAACCGCCAUACGAUUCUCCAGCCAGCUUCGCGAUGCGGGGGUCUCUGCUUCGCCGGCUGAAGUGAUGCGUUUCUCUUGCAUUGGAGCAUUGGCUCACAGUGUUGUUGAGAAGGCCGCAGCUGAGGUUCCGAGCCCGCCCCGGUCCAAUUAUGAUGACGAUAUCCUGCUCGACGAACUUACAUCUCAAUUGGAACCGCUCAGUUCAGACGACACAGUUGAGUCAGUCUUCAAAUGCAGUCCACUACAGACUGCUAUGAUCACUCAAACCAUUGAAUCUAAAGGGAUUGUUUAUGUUCAUCCUCACAUCGUAAGGCUCACGGAGUCGACUGGUGUUGAUCGAUUGAAAGAAGCUUAUCGACUUAUGGUCAUGGCCAAUGAUAUCCUGCGCACAUCAUUCCAUCCCGUUCCCGAGUUGGAGAUGGACUUUUACUGGGUUGGCGCCGUUCACAGCGACUCUCCAGCUAGUUGGCAGGAAAUAUCUGUUCCACCGGGUACCAACAUCGCUCAAGCGGUCAUGCAACAGGUGAGAUUGGAUACACAAUCGGCCUUUUCAACACCACCAAUUCAACCUGUGAUUGUCAGUGAGGGUGAAGAAAGCCUUCUGGUUAUAAUCAUGCAUCACGCACUUUAUGAUGGUGCCUCGCUGCCUUUUAUCUUCAACGACCUAGCUUCAGCCUACCAAGGUAUCUCGCUACCAAUGCGACCACAAUUUGCGACCGCAGUCCGUUCCCUAUCACAAGACCAGACUAAGGCUUGUCAAUUCUGGACCAGCACUUUCGAAGGCUAUGAAGCCAAACCGCUGCCAUCAUCCUCUCAUCACCAAUCAUGCUCAGAGAUGUUCUAUUCUGAAGCAAAGGUUGAGCUUGAUAUGACGGAAAUACUCGAGAGAUGCAAAGAGAUAGAAGUGACGGUGCAGAGUGUUGCAAUUCUUGCCUAUGCCAAGGUUCUCGCCAAGUUGACAGGGAAACGAGACAUAGCAUUUGGUCAAGUCCUCGCUGGGCGCUCAUCGUUGGGACUCGAGGCUGAACACGUAGUUGGACCUCUAUUCAACACAGUGGCGAAGAGGGUGACGCUUGAUCCUAAAUUCAUCAGUAAUCGCAACAAAGUUCAGAUGAUACAAAAGUUCACUACUGAGGCACAGGCCCAUGAGCAUGCCCCUUUGCACGAGGUACAGAAGUCUCUGAGAUGCAAGGGGGUUCUAAGUGCGGCUACAUUAGUCGACACAUUGUUUGUGUUCCAGAAGAGUGUUCGGCCAUUGCAAGAUGACCUGACGGAUAGCAAAAUUUGGAUGCCUUAUGUCACGGAUGACUACAUUCCCAAAUCCGAGUACAGGAUGAAUACCGAGGUUGAACAAACAGACAAAGCAAUCACGGUUCGCGCCUCGUGCCAAGGAGAAUUCAUGGCUAAAAGGGAUCUCGACCGGGCUCUCAAGGACUUCAGUCAAGCAUUCUGCGAUAUUAUUCAGCAUCCCUUACGAUGUGUGACAAUAUUUCCAGACGAGCUUCAGAGCUUACCCCUCAGCUUUGGGUCGUCUUCUGACAGUGCUGUCUCGGUGAUCAGGACACCAGGGCCGUCUCGUGAGCCUGUCAUCCGAGACAUAUUGUCGAAAGUUUCCAAAGUGUCCAUUGAGGCUAUUCAACCAGAUACAAGCAUCUUCAGCAUUGGGUUGGACUCACUUUCUGCGAUCCGGGUUGCAUCUAUGUGCCGCGCGGCCGGUUUCAAAGCUGGGGUUUCUGACAUCCUUCAGGGAAACACUCUCCGUGGCAUAUGUCUACGCAUCCACGAUAUGCCACAGGAGAACACCAGUAAGCAGUCACUUAUCAAGGACUAUAGAAGUGUCAAGAAGGAUGUGAUUGUGCAGUUGGGAAUGAAGCCAAAUGCGAUUGACAAAAUCCUUCCCUGCCUCAGUGGCCAAAUGUAUCAUCUUGCUUCAUGGCUCCAGACAGGGCAGACACUCUUCGAGCCCGCAUGGCCAUUUUCAUGCUCAGAGCGCAUCGACAUGGAAACUAUGAAGGACGCUUGGUUUUUACUACGCGACAAUAAUCCCAUUUUGAGGACUUGCUUUUAUGCUAUCUCGCCUUCUGAAGUCGUUCAGAUCGUCUUGAGCGAAUGUGACCGCAACGACGGGACAUUUCAGGUCAUAACCUCUGCGGAAAGUCUAGAAAAUCUCGCCAUAGCUCAGGCACGAGAGGCUGCGUUGAAUCCGUCAUCCUUGAAGACACCGCCUGUACGUCUUCUCCUUCUCAAGGGCGCCGACAGAGAUGGAAUCCAUGUUCUCAUGAACCAUGCCAUAUAUGAUGCAUGGACGAUGCCUCUUUUUGUUAAUGAACUUACCAGUCAUUACCGCAGAGUAAAGCCGACAUCCAGACCCAGUUUUCCUUCAUUUAUUGAGUUCACAUUGCAGUCAUUGGAGGACCUGGAUGAGGCUACCUAUUGGCGCUCGGCAAUUGGCCACAGCGUUCCCACCCUCAUUAAACCUUCUGACAGCGUCAAGGUUAAAUAUGAGAUGUCUCAAAAGAACAGCCAGUUGUUUGUUGGUGUUUGGGAGGCAGUUAAGGAUUUUGGUCAUUUGGAUAGAGUCUGCCGAUCCUCAAAUGUCUCUUUUCAAAGCAUUGUCAUCCUCGCAGUCUCUCGUAUUAUUGCUCGACAUACUGGUCUGUCAAGCCCAACACUGGGUCUAUACCAGACUGGUCGAUCAGCUGCUUUUAACAAUAUCGAUCAUAUGACGGGCCCUUGUCUGAAUGUCACUCCUCUCACCAUUAAAGAUGUCUUCCUUGAGGGGGAGGCUGAGUCUCUUCGAGUUGGUGAAAAGGCCCGAUCGAUCCAGGCUAUACUAGCAGAACGAGUACCGUACGAACAAAGUUCAUUACGUGAUAUUCUAGUCUCUUGGAGAGAAGGCACUGAGUAUACAUCUUUGCAUUUGUUUAAUGUGUGGUUGAACCUACUUUGGAUGCAACCCAUAUCCCAAGCUACGGAAACCGAUCCAGAGUCAAACCAACCGAAGAGCUUGUUGGAGCAUCUCCCGAUAGGUGUACCUACCGACUUUAUACCAUCAGAGCCCUUUUACGAUAAGGAUAGCUCGGGCACGUCUAUAUCCAAGCUCGAUAUAUCCUACUUGCCUGAAGAGAAUGUUUACAUUGAUGUUGCACCUGAUAUCCUAACAGACACAAUUGGGUUUGGUGUCCGCGUGCAAGGACGACUAAUGGAUAAGGAGGAAGCCCGAGAUUUAGUAGAGCGUAUAGGAAAGGAAAUUACAGCACUUGUGCAGGGACUGGAAUAG